Messenger RNA from Nicotiana attenuata, 987 nucleotides. RefSeq lists its product as uncharacterized. Bases 1 to 987 code for a protein of 328 amino acids. The transcript is spliced from 3 exons. NCBI's taxonomy places the organism in Eukaryota, Viridiplantae, Streptophyta, Magnoliopsida, Solanales, Solanaceae. The record is from RefSeq and is a predicted model, not a curated record.
AUGCCGAAGCAAAAUAGGGUUAAAAAUCAAUUCAAAUCAGUCAAAGAGAGAUCUUCACUUGUUCCGAGGGAGUCAUCACAGGCUCAAGCUUCAUCUUCAACAUUUUAUCGAGUCUCUUUACAUUCUACACUGCCUACACAACCUACACAACCUGUUAUUUCAGUUGAUGGGGUCUCUUCGCAACACGGUGUUCCAUCAUCAUCUGAUGGAGUCUCUUCGCAUCAUGUUGUAUCAUCUUCAUCAUCUGAUGGAGUAUCUUCUCAGCCCGCCGUUCCAUCUUCAUCAUCUGGUGCAGGCUCUUCACGACAAACUGGACGUAGUACUAGCAAUGAAGAGCCUCAUUGGUUUGUCGAUGUUAUAGAUAAACAUCAAGUAAUAAAAACAAUUAGAUUGAAGGUUAAGGAUGUCCAUAACUUGGAUAAAGGAUUGCGUAUAAUUGUAGAAUUUGAUGAAUAUUAUGCAGCAAUUGGGAAAUCGGCUAGCCUAAUUGCUGGAGUUUUAGGGCAGCUAGCAACAAAUCCUAUGUACUUUCCUAUUGGCUUUGAGAAAUGGCAAUCCAUGCCCAAAUCUUUUCUGGACCGUAUUUUUAAUGAUAUAAUAGUGCCUCAUUUUUUUUUUACGAUUGAUCAACAAAAGGCAAAGGGAUGGCUUAACAGUUCCAUUAACAAAAAGUGGAGGGAUUACAGGCUAAAACUAUGGAAGGAGGCUGAUGAUCCAUUAUUAAGUAAAGAAGAUAUCAUCAAGAACGUUCCGUAUGGCAUACCGAUGGACCAAUGGGCACUGUUUGUUACGUAUCGCAUGAAAGAGGAGACAAAGGUACUUUAUUUUGCUAUUGCUACUUCUGCUAUUGCUACUUCUGCUUCUUCUUCUGUUUCUGUUGCUUUUUUUGCUACUGCUUCUCCUGCUUCAUCUGCUAUUGUUGCUUUUUCUUUUUCUGCUACUGCUUGCUUCUUAUUUUGUUUCUUCUGCUUCUUCUGCUACUGCUAA